Fusarium graminearum PH-1 is the source of this 444-nucleotide messenger RNA. RefSeq lists its product as uncharacterized. The coding region runs from base 1 to 444 and encodes 147 amino acids. The record is from RefSeq and is a predicted model, not a curated record. The transcript has a single exon. NCBI's taxonomy places the organism in Eukaryota, Fungi, Ascomycota, Sordariomycetes, Hypocreales, Nectriaceae.
AUGAACUAUGCGAGACGGAAGAUUGAUGAAGAGAGAAAAGAGGCCGAGCGGCAGGCAAUGGUACAAGCUUCCGAAAGGAUCCUCGCUUCAGAAGUAGCGAAACGAGAAGCCGAAGAAAAGCAAGAGGAAGAAAAACGGCUUCAAGAACAAGAGGAGAAGUUAGCCGAGGAAAGAGCAAAGAAGGACGCUGAGCAGAGAGAGAAGAAGGCGAGCUCCCUCAACGCAGCGGAGAAGUUGGCUAAUGAGAAAGAGAAAGAGAUAAGGCGAAUGAAAGAAGAGAUGGAGAGGCAAUUAGCUGAGGAAAGGGCGAAGAAACGCGCCGAAGAGAGAGAUAGGGUAGCAAGGCAAUUUAAAGAGGAGAGGGCUAAAAAGCUAGCAGAAGAGAAGGCAAGGAUAACGCUGGAAAGGAAAAACAUACGACAGCAAGCUAAAGCAGAGGCAUGA